This is a messenger RNA of Ruditapes philippinarum (Manila clam), 3851 nucleotides long. Its product is annotated as mutS protein homolog 5-like. The record is from RefSeq and is a predicted model, not a curated record. The transcript has 28 exons. Lineage: Eukaryota; Metazoa; Mollusca; Bivalvia; Venerida; Veneridae. Gene Ontology annotation, biological process: chiasma assembly; mismatch repair. Gene Ontology annotation, cellular component: nucleus. Gene Ontology annotation, molecular function: mismatched DNA binding; ATP-dependent DNA damage sensor activity; ATP binding. The coding region runs from base 1 to 2445 and encodes 814 amino acids.
AUGGUAACGGGACUUGUUAUCUGUUGGAUGAGACACAUGGGGAAACCAGGCUCGUGCAAAAUUAUAUGGGUGUUUGUGGCAUGGGGGAAAAUUUUGGGUGUAGCGUACUAUGACCUGACACGACAACGUCAAAUAUUAUGCUGGAUACACAGAACCGAGAUGAGUCAACUGUGUGACAAAAAGGUUGUGUCGGCAGUAUACAUGUAUUUAGAGCUAGGCCAGCAGGUACAGCCCUCUUGUUUUGUUUCAGUAUUGAAGGAAGUCCAUCCAGUUCAGAUUGUUGUAAGCUCCAAACAAGAUGAAAGAACAUUGAAAAUCUUGAGAAGCUAUGCAUCAGAGAGAAACAAUGGUAAUGUAUCUGAAGACAGCAGCUGUUCUGUGCUACAGUUUCUACCAAGCAUAGAUUUUUCUAUAGAGAUUUGUAAAAGGCGCCUGAUAUCCAUGGAUCUCCCCUCUAUACCCGAACAUUAUGUGGAUACAGAAAGGACCUUGUACAUCUCUUCACUGAUACCUUUUGAAAAUGUUUGCAUGCAUUGUCCUGAUUUCAGAGAAAGCCAGAUGAUUUUAGAUGAUACAGCCUAUUGUGCCCUGCAGAUAUUUCAAAAGGAGUCCCACCCAUCAGUGUAUAAGACAGGAACAAAUAACAGUGCAAAGGAGGGACUCAGUUUAUUUGGGAUUAUGAACAGAACAAAGUCUCAAAUAGGAAGUAAACUACUUAGGUCUGUGUAUUCCUGUUACUUAUAUACUUUAUGUUUUCACUAUUCUUUAUUUGCAUUACUUGUUGUGUUCUAUACAAAUGGCAUACUUUUUGGGCCUUACUUCAACAAUCCGAGAAACUUUGAACUGAUUACCUCCCUUGAAGAAUCAGUCAAGAAUGUGAAAAAUAUUUCAAAAGUCCUCACUAGAAUGAUGACAUCUCAGGCAUCAGUUGGAGACUGGCAGGUUCUUUAUAAGACAGUGUAUAAUGCUACUUCAAUAAAGGAGCUGUGUAGGGCCCAGUCUCAGUCUAUAGAGAUCAUAAGAAAGGUGACCGAGCAAUUUACAGAUGAUCUUCAUCAAGUUACAAAGUACAUCUAUAAAGUUGUAGAUUUUCAGGAGUGCUCCUUACAGAACAGAUUUGUGGUGAAGCCAAAUGUCAAUGAAAACUUAGACAAAAAGAAACAUUUGUACAGUAGCUUGCCAGAAUAUUUGACAGAAGUGGCUUACCAAGAGUUGAACGACUUAGAUAAUGAUGUAACACUGUGCUCAAUUGUGUACAUACCUCAGAUUGGUUACCUACUUGCUAUACCAGAGGCAGCUUUGAUUAACCAGUCUGAAGACAGAAGUAGAAAUGAAAUACAUGGACUCGAAUUUGUGUUUCAGUCAAACAAUUUCCUACAUUAUCGAAGUGCUCGCACUAGAGAGUUGGAUAGAUUGCUAGGCGACACUCGUUGUGAUAUCACAGACAUUGAGACAGCCAUCAUGCAUAAAUUACAGAACAACAUUUUGAAACAUUCCAAGGUUUUAUUGACAGUGUUGGACAUCUGUGCAGAACUAGACUGUUUGUUAUCACUAGCAGCGUGUGCGAGAGAAUAUGGUUAUAGCAGACCUUGUAUUACAGAUGAUAAUGUUAUAGAGGUGACAAAUGGAAGACAUCCGAUUCAGGAGGUAUGCUGCAGUACAUUUGUACCAAAUGAUGUUCAAAGUAAUGCAGAAUAUGGAAAAAUAAAAAUAUUAACAGGACCUAAUGCAUGUGGAAAAUCUGUCUACCUCAAACAGGUGGCUCUUAUAGUAUUUUUGGCACAGAUUGGUAGUUUUGUGCCCGCCGAGGAAGCUAAGCUAGGACUUGUGGAUAGAAUCUUCACAAGGAUCAGAUCCAUGGAAAGUGUUUCUGUUGGGCUUUCUACAUUUAUGAUUGACAUAAAUCAGAUGGCAGAGGCCUUGAGAAGUGCAGGCGAAAAGUCAUUAUGUAUUGUUGAUGAAUUUGGAAAAGGGACAGAUAUGGUGGAUGGCCUAUCAUUACUGUGUUCUUGUCUGAAGCACUGGAUAGACCAGGGAAGUAGGUCCCCUCAUAUUUUCCUCAGUACACAUUACCAUGGCAUUAUACAACAAAGUCUAAUUCCAAGAGUUCCAAAUGUCAAAUAUCUGACACUUGAGACAUUACAUAAUGGUGAAGAAUUAGUUUUCUUGUACCAGCUAGUAGAAGGUCAUACUUCUUCCAGUUACGCUUGCCAUGUUGCAACACAAGCAGGACUUCCAAGUACGAUCGUCAAGAGAGGGACAGAGGUAUCUCAAUUAAUAAGACAAUGUAAACCCGUGCAGAGACGAGAUACCGUGGCAACUGAAACUCAAUUUAAAAGAUGCCAGACAAUUGUUAACAGAUUUAUGGACCUGGAUCUUGAAACUGCAAACCUCAAAUCUUUCCUGACCGGUUUUGUUCUGCCAACCAUUGAUGGGAAAAUGUGAACAUGAACAUGUGUCUUUACAUUGGUUUCAAGAAAUUGCAGACUUUGGAUUUAUUCUUCCAUUCAUUUAUGGAAAAUUGUAAACAUUUACAGUCUAGUUGUUGUUGUUGUUGUUUUCUAACCAUUUCAUGGAAUAUUUGAAUUUAGAUUUAUCUAGCUAGUAAAGGAAACAAAUUUUUUACUGAUAAAAUCAGGGUAACGCUCAUUGUAUACAUUGACAUCUAGAUUUGUUUUCCUGUUCCUUGUAUGUCUUUGCUGACAGCAGCUGAUCUUGCCCAUGUGACCAAUGAAGCAUUCUGGCCAUGUGAUCAAUGCAAACCAAUGCAGCAUUUUGUCCAUGUGACCAGUAGCAUUUUGUCCAUGAAACCAAUGCAGCAUUCUGCCCAUGUGGCCAAUAGCAUUUUGUCCAUGUGACCAAUAGCAUUCUGUCCAUGAAACCAAUGCAGCAUUCUGCCCAUGUGGCUAAUAGCAUUUUGUCCAUGUGACCAAUAGCAUUCUGUCCAUGAAACCAAUGCAGCAUUCUGCCCAUGUGACCAAUAGCAUUCUGUCGAUGUGACCAAUAGCAUUCUGCCCAUGUGGUCAAUAGCAUUUUCCCCAUGAAACCAAUAUCAUUCCGACCAUGUGACCAAUAGCAUUCUGUCCAUGUGACCAAUGCAGCAUUCUGCCCAUGUGACCAAUGCAGCAUUUUUCCCAUGUGACUGAUAUCAUUCUGUCAAUGUGACCAAUGCAGUAUUCUACCCAUGUGGCCAAUAGCAUUUUGUCCAUGAAACCAAUAGCAUUCUGCCCAUGUAGCCAAUAGUAUUAUGUCCAUGAAACCAAUAGUAUUCUGUCCAUGUGACCAAUGCAGCAUUCUGUCCAUGUGACUAAUGCAUAUUCUACCCGUGUGACCAAUGCGGUCUGAUCAUGGUCUGUGGUUUGCUAUUCUUUUAGUUUUUGAAAUAUUUUCUUAAAAUGAUGAAAUUCAAAAAUAUUGUCAACAUUGAAAGAGGGGCAAGUCCAUUUAAGAUGAAGGUAUAUCACAUUUGAUUCAUCAUCCUUAACAAACCAUUUCUAAAGUGCCAUGUAGAGAAACAUUGUUAUUACCCAGUAGGAUUUAAGCAUAUAGUUUAAGCAUUCAUCAUCCAAAGUCUUUUACACAUACAUACAUGUAGCCUUUGAUAUAUCUUUAAUAUUCUUACACAAUUACUGUCAGGUAUUUAAUAUCAAAAAUUGUUCUAAUUUCUUUUACAUAGUUUUUAAGUGUGAUUACACAUAAAACCAUUAUCAGUGCCAUAGUGUGUUCACGUUGUUUAUAAAUGAUACAUGUAUUAUGCUAUUUUUGUUAUUUAUCAUGAGAAGUUUAUUGAUUUUAUGAGAUAUCUUGUUAAAAUUGUUAAGUUUUACAUAAAUAAAGGUUAGUUAAAUUUA